Egretta garzetta (little egret) is the source of this 3899-nucleotide messenger RNA. RefSeq names its product junctophilin 1 (gene JPH1). Gene Ontology annotation, cellular component: junctional membrane complex; endoplasmic reticulum membrane; sarcoplasmic reticulum. The coding region runs from base 347 to 1939 and encodes 530 amino acids. The record is from RefSeq and is a predicted model, not a curated record. Lineage: Eukaryota; Metazoa; Chordata; Aves; Pelecaniformes; Ardeidae. The transcript has 6 exons.
CCAGCGAACAUGUCUUUGAUCUUUUCUUUUUCUCUUUGCAUGUGCGUCUCCAAACAGGUGCGCAGUCUUUCACCUAUGUGUUUUCAAGCAGAACAAGAAAUCCCAAAGCCCCUGGUUGGAACAGAAACAGGACUUCAUACCAUGCACUUCCUCCAAUGAGAGAGGAGACAACAGGGGCGUGUAUCGGUUACAGUGCUCAACUCAGUCCUGGAAAGUACAGAUACUGCAACACUGAAUUGUGAGAGUAUGGCAUAAAAAUGUACACAGAACGGUGUCCUGUGAAGCACAAAGCUUGAAAAUUUGCCCAAGUUGAACAGGUACCUACCAGGGACAAUGGACAGGAGGGAUGCGACAUGGAUAUGGUGUACGUCAGAGUGUACCCUAUGGCAUGGCAACUGUGAUCCGUUCACCCCUCCGAACAUCUCUAGCUUCACUUCGAAGUGAGCAGAGCAACGGCACUGUUCUGCAUGACGUCACUUCAGACAGUCCAGCUGGAACAAGAGGAGGUUUUGUGCUCAAUUUUCACAGUGAUCCAGAAGCUAUGGGCAUUAAGAAAAAAGGAGGCUUAUUCAGAAGAGGAUCCCUUCUUGGUAGUAUAAAACUUAGAAAAUCUGAAUCUAGGUCAUCGAUAUCUAGCAAACGGAGCUCUGUCAGGAGUGAUGCUGCUAUGAGCAGAAUUAGUUCUAGCGAUGCCAACUCUACAAUUAGUUUUGGAGACGGUGACUGUGAUUAUUGCCCUAUGGAAGACCAUGUUGAUGCCACCACUACAGAAACCUAUAUGGGUGAAUGGAAGAAUGACAAGCGCAGUGGUUUUGGUAUUAGUGAGCGUUCAAAUGGUAUGAAAUAUGAAGGAGAAUGGCUAAAUAACAGGAGGCAUGGAUAUGGAUGUACCAUGUUUCCAGAUGGCACCAAAGAAGAGGGAAAAUAUAAAAAUAAUGUUUUGGUCCGUGGAAUAAGAAAGCAACUUAUACCAAUACGAAACACAAAAACUAGAGAAAAGGUGGAUAGAGCAAUAGAGGGUGCACAAAGAGCAGCUGCCAUGGCAAGAACCAAAGUGGAAAUUGCAACUUCAAGAACUGCACAUGCAAGAGCUAAAGCUGAUGCUGCGGAUCAGGCUGCUCAGGCUGCUCGCCAGGAAUGUGAUAUUGCAAGAGCAGUUGCCAGAGAACUUUCACCAAAUUUCUACCAACCAGGCCCUGAUUAUAUCAAACAAAAAUUUCAAGAAGGAAUGGAGGUGAAAGAAAAAUCUGAAGAAAAAGUUCAGGAAAAACCACCUACCCCAAAAGAGUCACCUCACUUUUAUCGAAAAGGUACUACACCCCCUCGAACCCCAGAAGCAAGUCCAAGGCAUAGUCCUCCUCUUUCUUCUGAGCCUUCUCCUUCAAAACAACUGAAAAGGCAAAGCUCCACUUCUGGGGCAAGACUCAGUCAAGAAAAAAAGCUUUUAGCCACUGAGAAUAUAACACCCACAGUUAACAAGCCUUUAUAUUCAAAAGCACCAACGAAGGAGGAAGUAGCUGUGAAACAUCAGCCAAAGUUCUCAGCCCAUCACAAUCCCAUCAGCACAGAGAAUGGGGAGCUGCAUGGUCACUACCAUGGCUAUUAUGUGAAAGUGAAUCCAACAGUGCUUCCACAGGAGCUCAGGGAAGAAGAAGAUGAAUAUGUCAACCCACCACCAUCAACACUUGCACGGAUACCACCCUCACAGAAGCCAAGUCCUGCUAGAUCUGGGGGUAAGCCAGAUGCCAAAGAAAACAAACCUGACACAAAAAUUAAGAAACCAGAAUUUGCUGCACCAAAGAACCCAGCUAAUAAUGAGUCACAUUCAGCAGUGGAAAAAGAAGUAGAAAACAGCUCGGGCCCUAAUUCAGUCAUGAUCGCCCUGGUAAUGCUGUUGAAUAUUGGUUUAGCCAUUCUUUUUGUCCAUUUUCUCACUUGAUUGGAAUUAGGAAAGGUAAGAAAGGUUUUGUUCUCAUAUAAAAUCACCAUAUCCACCCCACGUCAAAUGAUAAAGAUUUCAUUUCUUUGCAUAUUUUUAAUGUUCCCUACUUUAAUUUUAGCUAUGCCUGAAUGUGAUUCAACAUAGUUAUUUAAUAAUGUAACUGUUUUGACCCUUCAGUGAAGUCAUGACAACUAGUGGUGUUAGCCCACAGUUCUCUGCAGUUGUGUCAUCAGCCUUUUAAAUGGCACCUGUCAUACUCAGACACAGGGAAGGAGGCUUGGAAUUAGGAUGGGACGCAAGAGAGAUGAAACUUGGAAAAUUCAGCCAGGGGCCCAGAUCAGUUUCUCUACUGAUGGCUCGUGGCUUUGGGGUCUUCUGAAAGCUGAAGCAAGCAGCCAUGUUGGAAAACAAACAAAAUAAUCUGCUGAAGCAGCCCCGCCGGUGAAGUGCGUUGGCUUCUCCAUCUGUUCCAGCAGAGUGUGACUAAACUGGAAAUGUACGGAGCUGCACUUUUUGUUGAUGGAAGCUAACAGCUGCCUUACUAUUUUACCGUCUGAUGUUUUUAGUGGGGAGAUGGGAAAACGACUGCCAGAGGAAUGUGGUCAGAGGAUUCUGUUGCUGUGGAAGUGAUUCCAGCGUUCACUCCUAUCUCAUUAGAAGAAAUAGUUAGCAGCAUCAGUCACCACUCUUAUUCCAUUACCUGCUGCUUUUAACAUCUCCUGCAGUGUGCUGGGAGGUCGAAUUUCAUUUGCCUGUGCAUGAUUCUGUUCAUUCGUUGUUUAUGAAAUUUGAUGUAUAGCCAUAACAUAGUGUCUGGUCCAGCCUGGAGAAAGCUACCAGUUCUGUCUAGCAGCAGAAGCAGAAAACAAAAUACCUUUUUCUGAUCAGAAGAUGAAAUUCUUAAAUUCAUUUUCCUAAACCUGAAGAGCCGUUUUGCUUUAAGGUUUAGUAAGUAAUACACCAUGACUGCAAAAUUUUAAGAUGUUGAUAUCUUCCUAAAAGUGCUCAAAUGCUUAUGCCAACAGCAAGCAAAACUUUUCAUAAUAAAAGAAGAAGAAUCUUAAUUUGAUAUCAGCACAUUCUAAACAGGAGGUGAAAUAUCAGAAUAAGCCAAGAAAGAUGAGAUACAGGGUUUGCAUGUUGACUUUUUUCCUUUUUUUUUUUUUUUUUAAUUCUGGUGCUGUGGUAAUCGGUGAUUUGAAUUAUUAUGUUUCAACACUGAAGUAUUUUGCCAGCGGUUAAAAUAAAAUCUUGUCUGAGUGCACAUUAAUGCCAAUGACAGUUAAGCUAGCUAAUGCUCAUAAUAAAUUAUCAUAACGUUAAAAUACUAGGUUUGUGUUGAAUACAUUCAGGUAGAGCGUUUAGAAAUGUGAAGUGAUUGUUUAUCGAUUUGAUGCCUCCAGUGUCUUUAAAGUCCACUUAUAAUUUUACCUCAGCAUUAAAAAAGCCUCAAAUUUUUUCAUUUGGAAAGUUUGUCUUAAGUAGUUUCUCAGCCCUUUGUUCAAAUGAUGUGAUCAUGUUUCUUUUUAUGUGCCAUAUACUGUAAUUAUUGUACCCUAUAUUAAUCAAAAGCAUGCUUAUUUACUGAAAAUACGUGGUGUGAUCAUUUGGCAAGUAAAUCUUUUCAUUUAAAGCUACAAAAAGCAAAGGGCUUGUAUUACAGUUUAUUUUAUCUCUAUUAGAAAAUCUUUCAUACAAUAUAGUUUUUGAACCUGUUUGUAAACUUUCUAAGUGUUUGCAUGGUUUAAUGGGCGACAUUCGUACGAAGUACAUUCGCUAUCUUUUGAUGCAGCAUAUUAAAGUAACGUAGGUGUGGACUGAAUAUUGUGCAGCAAAGCAGCUCCAAGCAGGACAGUAACACCAUGGUGUUUUUUACAGAAGAAUGUUGAGAAUCCUGUGUUUUGACCAGUGUGGAUAAAGAAGAAAGCAGAAAGAGAGCAAAUGAAAAUAAAACUUG